Nymphaea colorata (pocket water lily) is the source of this 1858-nucleotide messenger RNA. Its product is annotated as D-3-phosphoglycerate dehydrogenase 1, chloroplastic-like. Gene Ontology annotation, molecular function: phosphoglycerate dehydrogenase activity; NAD binding. Lineage: Eukaryota; Viridiplantae; Streptophyta; Magnoliopsida; Nymphaeales; Nymphaeaceae. Gene Ontology annotation, biological process: L-serine biosynthetic process. The record is from RefSeq and is a predicted model, not a curated record. Bases 70 to 1710 code for a protein of 546 amino acids. The transcript has 5 exons.
UUCAGUUUUUCUCACGGUCGAGCAGGGAGAGUGUGUGAUUGUACAGUGAGGAAGAGGAGGAAGAAGAAGAUGGCGCAGAAGCCCACUAUCCUUGUCUCUGAGAAGCUUGGGGAGUCCGGUCUUGAGCUGCUCAGGAGCUUCGGCAACGUCGACUGCUCCUACGGUCUCUCUAAGGAGGAUCUCUGCGCCAAGAUCUCCUCCUGCGAUGCUCUUAUAGUCCGCAGCGGGACCAAGGUCACCCGGGAGGUGUUCCAGGCCGCCCAGGGAAGACUGAAGGUCGUGGGAAGGGCCGGCGUCGGCAUUGACAAUGUCGAUCUGCAAGCGGCCACGGAAUGCGGCUGCCUUGUCGUCAAUGCCCCCACCGCCAACACUGUGGCUGCUGCCGAGCAUGGUAUUGCCCUCAUGGCCGCCAUGGCCAGAAACAUUGCCCAGGCUGACGCCUCCGUGAAAGCUGGGAAAUGGGAAAGAAACAAGUAUGUUGGUGUUUCCCUUGUUGGUAAGACUUUGGCAAUUAUUGGUUUUGGAAAAGUUGGAACUGAAGUUGCUAGACGUGCAAAAGGCCUUGGGAUGCAUGUUAUCGCGCACGAUCCAUAUGCUGCUGCUGACAGGGCUCGUGCUAUUGGCGUUGAGCUUGUUAGCUUUGAUGAUGCAAUAUCUACAGCUGAUUUUAUCUCACUUCAUAUGCCGUUAACACCUUCUACCUCAAAGAUGUUGAAUGAUCAAUCUUUCGCAAAGAUGAAGAAGGGUGUGCGCAUCAUUAAUGUCGCAAGGGGUGGUGUAAUUGAUGAAGAGGCAUUAGUUAGAGCACUUGACAGUGGCAAAGUUGCUCAGGCAGCACUAGAUGUUUUCGCACAAGAGCCUCCAGCAAAAGAUAGCCCGUUAGUGCAGCAUCAGAAGGUCACCUUAACACCUCACCUUGGAGCCAGCACGAUUGAAGCUCAGGAUGGUGUAGCUAUAGAAAUUGCAGAAGCUGUUGUUGGGGCACUGAAAGGUGAACUUGCUGCUACUGCUGUCAAUGCGCCCAUGGUUCCUGCUGAGGUCUUAUCAGAGUUGGCACCUUUUGUGGUGCUGGCAGAGAAGCUUGGCAGGCUAGCUGUGCAACUGGUAGCUGGAGGAAGUGGCGUGAAGUCGGUCAAGGUUGCCUACACAUCUGCACGAGAUCCUAAUGACCUUGACACUAGAAUACUCCGAGCAAUGCUCAUAAAGGGGAUCGUGGAGCCUAUCUCCAGCACCUUUGUCAACCUUGUCAAUGCUGAUUAUACUGCCAAACAGAGGGGACUGAGGAUCAUUGAGGAACGGAUCACUCAUGAUGGAUCACCAGAGAUCCCUCUUGAAUCAAUUCAGGUGCAGAUAGAAAACGUCGAGUCCCGAUUUAACAGUGCCUUGUGUGAUUCUGGUGAAGUGAGAGUCAGGGGCAAGGUGAAGGAUGGGAAGCCUUACCUGACAUUAGUGGGGUCAUUCAGCGUGAACGUCAGCUUGGAGGGGAACCUCAUCCUGUGCAGGCAGGUGGACCAGCCUGGCAUGAUUGGCACAGUCGGAGGUAUUCUUGGAGAGGAGAAUGUCAAUGUGAACUUCAUGAGUGUUGGAAGGCUUGCGCCAAGAACACAUGCUGUCAUGGCGAUUGGAGUAGAUGAGGAGCCAGGGGAACAUGUCUUAAACAGGAUUGGGGAGGUGCCAGCCAUCGAAGAGUUUGUGUUCCUCAAACUGUAGAGGCAACAGAGGUGUGGCCAGUUACAAGCGCCAAUCGGUUGGUGCAUGUCUUUUUUUUCCAUUGAGGUGCAUCUGUUCUUUGUUUCCUGUGAAACAUUCUGGAUGCUUUUUUCCUGAAAUUAGUAGUUCGUUUCUGUCUUUUGCUUAA